GAUGGAAAGCCGGGUCCACUACGAAUGUCUGUUGAUAUUGACGGCGUUCCUUCCCAGCGACAGACAUGGGGAAUGUUCUACAAGUUAGAGGUUCAUAGAUAUGGGGAUGUUACUGACGGCUGUAAAAAUGUAGGACCUGUUUAUUGGAACAAAAGAUAUAGCGGUCAUUUAGGAGAUUUUAUUGGAGACAUGUAUGGUAGGGUAAAUAUUGAUACAAGAGAUGCUCCUGCUACACUAGUCGGUGACUAUUCAAUCUUUGGUCGAGCAAUAGUUAUAAGACCAGUUUAUGCAGCUCCAAGUCGAAGGCUCCGAAAAGUGAUGGAUAUGGAACCAGUCGGAUGCUGUGUUGUUGUAAGGGACAGGGUCGAGAAAGCUGUAGCACCCGCCCCACCACCGGAAGAAACAAAAUCGAUAGCGGUGCCAUCAAAUUGGACCAAGUCACCAAUAGUUCCUAGUGGAAACUUACAAGGAUCUAACGUUCCGUACACAAGAAAUAUACCACCUCCUUCUUUUUCAAGAAUUCCUGAUCUUUCGAUUGAUGGUUCAAAUUUUCGAAACAUGCCUAUAGAUUCACGACUGUCCAAAGGCACGUCCAUCUUUGGACCGGGAGGAAAUAAAGCAGGGACUGAUGACAAAACACGUUUUCCAGAUUUGUCUUUUAAUUCGCAAUAUCCAAAUAUGCUUCAUACCGAAAUUACCUUCCCGUUUGUAAAUAAUUUCUUUUUUGCCACACCCGAAGACGUUGUUCCUCUUGACAGUAAGCGACACUUCUUACCGCCAUCAGAAAUGAAUGACUUUUUACCUGAUUUCAUUAAAGACUUUAUCGGCGACACAAAAGAUUUUGUCGGCGAUGCUUCAGAUCUAUUAGAGGAUACUGCUGAUAACAUAAAGGACAAGAUAACAGAUGGCGGCUCUGAUUUGAUAGAUAAUUUAGAUGAUAUUAUCAAAGACGGAGGGGGCGAUAUAAAUGGUAUUGAUAUAACAAGAAAGGUAUUUGGUGGUUUGAACUCCGAAGAAAGAGAUCUAAAUGAACUAGAAGAUCUUAUUGAAGAUGCUGCUGAUAAUGUAUCUGAUAAAAUUGAUGACAUCUCUGAUGAAGCAAAUGAUAAAGAAAAUGUUUUAGAUGAAAUAAAAGAUAAAAUUGAAGAUACCAUUGACGACGUUUUUGAUGACAGAAGCGAUACUUUUUCAGAAAAAUCUGGUGACCUACCAAACAUAAUUGAGGACAGUAUGGAAGAUUUAAUGGACAGCGAUGGACUACUGGAUGAUAGUUUUGACGAUGAUUCAAAAAUUACUGAUUUCAUGCCUGAAAUUACUGAAAAUUUGAGUGAUUCUCAAGAAGAUUUGAUGGACGACAUUAUGGACAGUGAUAAUGAAAUAGCUGAUAAGUUGGAAGAUAUACAAGAUAAUAUCUUACAUAGUGAUGAUACCGAAGAUGGAAGCAGCAGCGAAGAUGAUGAAACUGAUGAUGCUGAAGAAGAUGAUAAGAACAAUUCAAUUGCCAGUGAUUCUAGUAAUGUUGACGAUACUAUUGAUGACAACGAUAGUGUUGAUGACGAUAAUGAUGGUGACGAUAUCACAGAUAUUUCGUUAAAUGAAAUGACUGAAUCAGAAAAUGGUCUUUUGGGUGAUAAUUUAGAUGGUGAUGAAAGUAUUUUGAACAGCGAUAUAUUUGAUGAUAGCAUUGGUGAUGGUAAUGAUUUAGGUGAGUUAAUUGUUGAACCUACAAUUGAAGAUGUAAAGGAAAGUAUUGAAGAUGUUCUUGAUGAUCACAAAGGUAUAUUAGGUGAUUUUGACAACACUUUAGACACUGAUACUUUCGACAAGCUCGAUGACAUAAGCGAGGAAGUAGGAGAAAGUGACGACGUUAUUGAAAACCUUGGUGAUACGCUUGACAAAAUAACUGAAAAUAUUGAUGACGGUAUUAUUGAUGUUUCUAGAGAGUUAGUAGAUGAAACUAAAGACCUCAUAGAAGAUGAUAUAAUUGAUGAUUCCAAAGAAGACUUAAUGGAUGAUAUAUUAAACGAUGAUGCUAUGACAGAUACAGAAAACGAAUUAACAGACACAGUUUCGGAUAUCAUUGAUGAUGCAGGAGACAAUAUAAUUGAUUCUGCCGACGAUAAAUUCGAAAAUCUAUUAGAUUCUGUUGAAGAUUUAACAGAUAUUGAUUCAGGAAACGAAAUAGCGGACGCAGUUUCGGAUGUUGUAGAUGAUACAGAUGAUAAUGUUAUUGAUUCUGCCGACGAUAUAGUCGAAAAUCAAAUCGAUUUUGUCGAUGAUAUUAUGGACUCAAUUAAUGAUGCAAAAGACAAUAUAGUUGAUUCUACGGACGAUAUUGUCGAAAACGCAAUUGAUAGAGUAGAAGAUAUUACAGAUAAUACUGAAGAAAUUGGAGAUACCGUAAAUGAUUCUAUAGACAAUAUAGUUGAUUCUACGGCCGAUAUUGUCGAAAACGCAAUUGAUAGAGUAGAAGAUAUCAAAGAUAAUACUGAAGAUAUUGUAGAUACAUUAAAUGAUGCUACAGACAAUAUAAUUGAUUCCACGGAAGACAUAAGUGAGAACGCAAUCGAUAGAUUAGACGAUCUAACUGACAAUAUUGAUGAUGUUGUAGACACAUUAGAUAAUAGAAACGACCAUAUAGUUGAUACUACUGACGAUAUCAUGGAUAAUGCAAUUGAUAAAGUGGAAGAUAUAAUAGAUAAUACGGCUGACAUUAUAGACACAGCAAACGAUAAAACUGAAGGAAUAGUAGAGGAUGUUUUGGACUCUACAAGCGACAUAAUUGAUAACUCGGUAGAAAGUAUAAAAGAUUUAGCUGAAGACGUCGUUGAUAACACAUUAGAUACAACAAACGAUAUUGCUAAUAUUCCUAUGGACAUUGCAAAUUCAGUCGAUGAUGUUAUUGAAAACAUUGGCGGGGAUAAGUUAGAUGAUCUCACUAAUAUUGCUGAGGCCCCUAUUGAAAUGGGAAAUGAAGCAAUAGAAAAUGUUGCGGAUAUAGUAAGCGAGUUACCUGUUGAAAUUUCAAAUGACAUUGUUGAAAAUGCUGUAGAUGCAACGAAUGCAAUUAUUGAAGCGCCUAUUGAAUCUGGAAGUGAAAUUGUCGGAAAUGCUGCAGACUCAAUAGAUAGUAUUGUCGAGGCUCCCGUUGAAAUUGCCAAUGAUGUUGUCGAAAACUUAGCAGAUUCAGUCAAUAACAUUGUCGACGCUCCAGUCGAGGUCGUUAAUGACGUUGUUGAACAUUCAGCCGAUACGGUUAGUAAUAUUGUCGAGGCUCCCGUUGAAACUGCCAAUGAUGUGGUCGAAAACUUAGCAGAUUCAGUCAAUAACAUUGUCGAUGCUCCAGUCGAGAUCGCUAAUGACGUUGUUGCACAUUCAGCCGAUGCGGUUAGUAAUAUUGUCGACGCUCCAGUUGAAAUGGCCAGCCAAGUUGUUGAAAAUUCAGUUGAUACGGUCAGUAAUAUUGUUGACGGUCCAAUUGAAGUAGCCAACCAAGUGGUCGAAAAUUCAGCAGAUUCGUUAAGUGAUAUUGUCCAUGCUCCAGUUGAAAUGGCAAAUCAAGUAGUCGAAAAUUCAGUCGAUGCAGUCAGUAAUAUUGUCGACGCUCCUGUUGAUACGGCCAUUGAAGCAGUUGAUGAUACUGUGAGUAACAUUGUAGACGCCCCAUUUGAGGCAGUAUCUGACGCGAUGGACGGCAUAGCAAGUCCCGAAUGAUACUAAAUUGUCUGAAAUCCUAUUCUUACAAACUAAAUUUGUUUAGCAACGAGAGUGAUUUUUGGUUUCUCUGCAUUUUUAAAUAGCCUUUGUAAGCAUGAAAGGAGAUGAUAAAAUAUUCAACUUAGAAACUCUGAAAUGUCAUACUUCAAAUUCAAGGCUCUUCUGUUGAACUUAAUUAUCAUAUUUGCGUGUUCACAUAUCUUUAUGUUAUUGUUUCGGAAUUAUUUAAUAUUCCCAAGAAUGUUUAUUUAUAAGUAA
This is a messenger RNA of Ruditapes philippinarum (Manila clam), 3975 nucleotides long. RefSeq lists its product as uncharacterized. Gene Ontology annotation, molecular function: metal ion binding. Lineage: Eukaryota; Metazoa; Mollusca; Bivalvia; Venerida; Veneridae. Bases 25 to 3714 code for a protein of 1229 amino acids. The transcript has 4 exons. The record is from RefSeq and is a predicted model, not a curated record. Gene Ontology annotation, biological process: superoxide metabolic process; pteridine-containing compound metabolic process.